Stylonychia lemnae is the source of this 3738-nucleotide messenger RNA. The record is from the annotation of a GenBank genome assembly. Lineage: Eukaryota; Ciliophora; Spirotrichea; Sporadotrichida; Oxytrichidae.
AUGAACAAUUACAAUAUUUCAAACUCUUCUGGUGGUGGUUCUUCCUAAAAAUCUUCUCGAUACUAUGGCCUUCCCCAAACAGGCCAGACCCAUUUGAGUGCUUCACCCUAAAAUGAUCAGUCCAGGCCUCAUAAAAUUCAGGUGCUUAAGCCAAUAAUAAAUUACAGGCACAAUGCGAACAAAGUGAUCGGAGUAGAUAUGAGUCAAGAAGAAUACUUCUUUUACAAGCCAAUCUUGGGAGGUAGAAAAAUUCAAGCCAAAGAGAAUUAUUAGAGUGAGAACUAGCAGUAAUCACAACAACCUCCUUCAAUGCAAUAGUACUCUAAACAGAGUUUGAUUGGUCUUAAUAAAAAAGAGAGCUAUGGAGGCAGCAGCAAUUCCACAAACAGCAAUCACCAAAGCACUGCCUAAUAGUCAAAAGAGACACCCCACCAUAGCAGCAAGUUUCAUAUGCAUUAGAUGAACUCGAAUCAUUUGAUGUCACCUAAAUCAGUCAUUACAAACAGCUUAUUGCAAAAUCAGAAAAGUCAAAAUUACUCCUAGGCUAAUGAGGGCAUUGCAUCUCAAAAGCGAAGCUAAAUUUAAAAUUACUCAUCGAAUUCACAACCACUAACUCAAAGAUAUAUGGGCAGUGACGAAAAUUCAAAGAAUGAAAGUUACAGUGGAAAUCACUACAGAACAAAGUUAUCCACAAUUGAAGAUAGCGGUAUUAGUGACUUUAAAUCCAUUUCUAACUUAGUAAAUUUUGAAUCUUUAAUCAUUAUAUAGAGUCCAACUAAUGGUUAAUCAAGAUAGACACUUGACGGUAGAUUGAGCUAGGGAAGAGUAUCAUAAUCGAGGGAAAGCCAUAAUAAUGUCUCCUAAAAUACAGGCGACAUGACUUCUGACUCCCAAGGCAAUAACAUAAAGAGUUCGUUGAUAGCUUUCGAGAAUCAUAAAUAAUUCAGCAAUAAUCCUUUGAAAGAUAUUUCAAAUCAAGUAUCUAAUAACUCUAACAGCCAUCAUCACAGUUCAAAGUCAAAGAAUAGCUAGUAAAACUUCAACAUCGGUGGUAGCACAUCCUCAAGACAUAGUUUACCUUUCUAAAUAGCUCCUAGCUCAAUAAAAAUUAAUAACUAUCUAGAUUAGCCUUUCAAGUAGAUCACUCCAUCAAUCAAGACCAAUGAUAAAGAUAGUGGAUUGCCAUUUUAACUAUCUUCAGGGUCUAACUCAAAGUUUACUGAUAAAAAUGGAGCGAAAAUAUCAAGCUUUGAUGAAUAAAACAGAUACAGCAGCAAGCUUCAAACUCAUUAAUCAAAUAGCAGUCAGAGUGGUCACCAGUAGAAGAGUUACUUUGAAAAGAAGAGACUUUCUGAUAAUGCCUUAGAUGAUAAGUACAGAAUGGAAGAAGACGUUAUAAAGGACAUAUUUGAGAAAAAAGAGAAAACAAGAAAAGGUCACAAUGCCUCAGUGACAACCAACACCUCUACUACUUCAAACAAUACAAAUAAGAAGUUAGGCAGUUAUGGAUAGCUUGGUCAUAAUUAAAAUCCACACACUCAAUCAACUAUUCACGUCUCUAGGAAGUCCUAAUUAGGCUCUAAGAAUAGCACUCCUUCUAAUGGAACAGCCACUCCAAAUGUCUUUGCCUAAUAAAUAUCAUCAUUCAAAAUUAUUGAGAAUUAAGAUAGAGUUAUAACUAAUGUAAUGGAGUAGAUCAAGCGAAAGCAAAAGGGCUCUUUCAGUUUGAAAGAAACUGCUAAGUCUAUUAAAGAGCUGAAUAAGUCAAUUCAAGCCUAAUCAAAUGAUAGCAGCUUCUUAUCAUUACUUAGGCAGCAUACGAGAACACAUUUCGUCUCAUUAGCUUUUGUUAAGGCUCUUGACGAGGAUCUGACUGGUUUGAACAGAACUACUGAUAAUCUACAAGCCAUCGUUCUUAAUGCUCUAGAAUAUGUAAAAAAGAACUUCAAAUGUUUGAAUGAUAUCUUACUUAAUGCCAGUAUUACUAGUAAUGGUAAUAAAUCAAACAAAAACGGUAAGAAAGACCUCAAUAGCAAUCCAUUUGGAGUUGGUGGGAGCGGUGCAGUCACUACUAGAAAUAGUAAUAAAGAAAAUUAUGGGUCAACUUAGAACUCAAAUAAAAAUGCAGGCUCUAAGAGUGAAAAGAAAAUGUUCAUAAAGCAGAAUAUCUAAAUCUCCCUCGCCUUCUUGAAAAAGAUAUGCAGAAUAUCAAAGACCUACUAAGAUAAAUUCAAGGAAUUCCAACAAAUACUUAAUAACAUUGAAACAGGUGCUUAAACUACAAAAGUAAAGGAUUAGAUUAAAAGAGCACUUUAGCAAAUUAGAAUUGAGUAGAAAGCAUAAAUCUAGCAUACCCAAAGCUAGGCUAACAUCAAUUCUACAAAUUCCCCAAGAAAGAGCAGUUUAACUACCACCUCUAGAAAGUCAAGAAAGAGAGAGAAUAUUACUAUUGAUAUCGAUGAAGAUCAAACUUAACUACAAACAACUAACAAUUAUCACUUUGGUGGCUAGUUUAGUGAACUGAAGGAACAUGAGCAUGAGGAAAGCAUGGAAGAUAAUAAAUCUUCUGAUAAGCAUCAAUCUGCUCAAAAAGUUGAUACUGAUCCCUUUAUUCAAGGUGAAAUAGAUGAAGAGAGAAAAGAUGAAAAAGAGAAAACAUUUUCACACUUGUUUGGUAACAAAGAGAAUUCAGCUCCUAACUUCAUCGAUAAACCAGGCAGAUAUUCUCUCUAACCCUAGCCUUUAGGACUUAUUAAGUUGAACAAUGAGUAAAGCCAAAACACUGUAGUGCCCAAGACUGUAGAUGAGGAAAAACCUUGCAUUAAAGUCUAUUAAUCAGCUAAGUAAGCUUAAGCAGAUAAGGAAAAUAUUGCAGCUGAUAAGGAAAACACUUAGCAACCACAAUUGAGUAUUGUAACUAAGAAGCAUGCCACCAAGAUUUCAAAUACUCAUGAGCCCAUCACUGUUAGAGGAUAAAGGACAAAUCCUAGAUUCAACCUAAAUGAGGAAAGUAAUGGCCUCUAGUAUUGUUUCGCUCCACCUCACAUCAAUAACAGGUCUAGCAGUCUGCCUUCCAAAGAACCAUACCUUCCUUAAGAUGUUACUAGAGGACUUGAUUACACUUUGGUCCUUGAUCUUGAUGAAACUCUUGUACAUUUUGAUCCAAGGAUAAGAACAUACCGACCAAGACCUUUCUGCUUGAAAUUCCUACAUGAGAUGUCAAAAUACUACGAACUAGUUGUAUUCACAGCUGGACUCAAAGAUUAUGCUGAUUGGAUAUUAAAUGAUCUUGAUAGAUCGUGCUACAUUUCUCAUAGACUAUACAGAGAUCAUACUAAAUGUAGAAGUGGCGUCUAUAUUAAGGAUCUUUCUAAGAUUGGAAGAGACCUCACCAAAACCAUCAUUAUUGAUAACAUUGAGGAAAACUUCCAGGCUUAACCAGAUAAUGGCAUCCCUAUUAAGGGAUGGUAUCACGACUCCAGUGACAGAGAACUAGAGAGAUAUGCCAUGUUCUUAAGAGACAUUGCUCUGAAAAGAGUUCAAGAUGUUAGACCUGAAGUCAGGCAAUUCAAAUACAAGCUAAACUUAAGUUCCUCAGUUAUAGAAGGCAGCCCAAACAGUUCCCGACAUCCUUAAAAGCAUGGAAACAAUGAGAGACCUAGUGGAACUAAUAAUCAAUAAAUGCAUAGAAGAGUAGGGAACUAGCAAAAUAAUUUAUAGCCGUGGGGAGUUAGAUGA